AUGUCCUGUCACCAUGACGCAUCUCACUUCCAUCGCAUUCAAUCAGACCUAUCUGCCAUGGCCAGGCCGGAUCAUCUACAGGCCGAUUGCACACGUAGGCCUGCUCCUCCCUACAGCACAAAUCUCGUCGUCUCUCCUUCUUCGCGUAACCAUUCCGUCUUUCGCUGUCCAUCAUCCUCUCUCAGCUGCUGGACGUAUGAAGAUGAUUGGCGGAUAAGUAGAUGGCCAAUAAUUGUUAAGAUUACCUCAUGUCGCCUGCAUUCCGAUGGUUGCGCUUUCCUAGUCAGACUCUACUGCGCCUUGACGAUAGAGGCUUCAACCCGACCUUUGUUGUCUAUAUAG
Protopolystoma xenopodis is the source of this 342-nucleotide messenger RNA. Lineage: Eukaryota; Metazoa; Platyhelminthes; Monogenea; Polystomatidea; Polystomatidae. The record is from the annotation of a GenBank genome assembly.